Molecule: messenger RNA, 6777 nt
Organism: Paramecium sonneborni
Lineage: Eukaryota; Ciliophora; Oligohymenophorea; Peniculida; Parameciidae
Source: the annotation of a GenBank genome assembly
AUGCUACGAUUAGGGUACAUUGCUUUGUAAUAUUUAGUUAUUAGUGAUUUAAAUACUUAGAAUUUGAGAAACUAGAAAGUUGAAUUGUAAAAGAGUCGAAGUGCAAGAAAUUUAUGGUAAAAUGAUUAGAAAAGUCCAAGAGUUAAUUUGCAAUAGAGAAAGUAGUGAUUAGAUUGAUUAGUUAGAGUUAGGAAAAAGAGUACUUUUAAGUUUGAAAAUGUUUAAGAUGACAUAAUUUAAAUUUAAUUGGCUUCUGAUGAGAGCUAUGAAAUGGAUAUCAAUGAGGAGAUAGAAAUAGAUAAAAAAGCAAUGUUUAGAGGAAUGUAAAAUGAAAUAAGUCCUGAUAGAAGGAAAACUGUUAGAGCAAAGCAUUGGCAGAUUUAUAAAACUAUUUAAUAUUAUAUGGAUGAGGAGUUGAUUGAAGAAGAUAAAAAUGAUUUAUUAGAAUAAACACCAACAUCCUUAGUUAGAUAAAAUCAAAAAUUAUGUUCAGAUGAAAUAAUAUUUUAAAAGAAUUUAUAAAUCCCAGAUAUUAUAGACGAAUUUACAAAAUUGUAUGAAACUGAUCCUCAUAAUGAUAAUUAUAAUCUAUAAUUAAUACAUGUAGAAGGCUGGGAAGAAAUAUGGUUAAAUCAUUAAUUUUACAAAGAUACAUAUAUAUUACUAGGGUUGAGAAAAUUAAUUGUAACAUUUUUUAAUACAAUUUCAUUAAUUUGUUAUAAAAUUACAACUAAUAUAGUAUCAAAUUUUAUAAUGCUAUUAUUAGUAUCAGUAAAUAUGAUUUUAUACAUAACUAAAUUUUAUGAUAAUGUUUAUAUUUAAUAUUAACACUUAUUUGAUGGUUGGUCAUUAAGUAAUAUAGAAUUUAUAAAAUAUUAGUUUUUUUUUGGAUAUAUGUAGUUGAACAUGGAAUUAAGAUAGUUGGAUUAGGAUUAGUUUAAUUCUUUAAAGUAUUUUGGAAUUGUUAUGAUUUAAUUAAUGUAAAUUAAUUUAGAUAAUUUUAAGCUUAUUCUUUUUGGAUUGUAUAUUUAUGACACUUUAUCAUUUGAUUUCUCUCCUUUAAGAGCCAUGAGAAUAUUAAUAUAGUUAGGAAAGAUAUCUUCAUAAUUAUAAAAAACCUUAAAAGCUUUAACUGAAUCAUUUAAAUAUAUGAUGGAAGCAUCAUUAGUAGUAUUAAUUUUUUGUAUAUUUUUUGCUAAUGUUGGUGUUCAUUUAUUUAGUUAAUUAUUAUUGAAUAGAUGUUUCAUUAUAGAAUAAGGUAUUUAAGAUUUAGAAUAAAAUCUUUGUGGAUGGGUAGAAUGUCCUAAUAAUAUGAUUUGUUUAAAGUCUUUAAAUAAUGUAGAUACUGCUACAAACUUUGAUAAUUUCUUUUUUGCUUUUGCUUAAAUUAUACGUACAAUUACAAUGGAUAAUUGGACAGAUGUAAUGUAUUAUACUAUGUAUACACUAAGUCCAAUGACAUGGAUUUAUUUUGUCUUAGUCAUUUUUAUAGUAGGUAUUCAAUUUAUUAAUACUAUUCUUAGGUUUCUUUGCAUUCAAUUUAAUUAUUGCUGUUUUGAAAACAUAUUAUUCUUAAAUUGUAUCUAAUUAUUAAGAAGAGAAGGAAGACUUAUAAAAUAAAUAAUCUUAUGUAGAACCUUUAAAUUUAAGAUUUAUUAAAAAUAUAGGAUUAUAUAAUUAAAUUAAAACAUUGUAAAAAAUACGAAAAAGAUUUACAUAAUAAUCACCUUCCUAAUCAAAUAUUUCUUAAAUUAAAUCGAUAAAUAAUUAAUUAUUUUCACCAAAAGGAAGUCAAUUAUUAUAGAAAUAGAAAAUAAAUUCUCAACUUACUAAUGGUUUUGGAUAAAUUAACAAAUUGUAGAAAAUGGUAAAAAGAGCCAAAACUAUUAAGGAAAAAAAAAAAUAACAAAGAUUAAUUCUAUCAGCUAGAUAAUAAAAGUUAUUAUAGGAGAGAGAGAAUGAAUAAAUGGGUAUAAUAAAUAGUAAUGAAUAAAGUAUAUUUGAUAAGUGCAAUUUGAAAGCUAUUUUGUAACCAAAAAGAAAUUUUAAUAUUGAAUAAUAAAAAUAUGAAUAAGCUGUAUAUGGAGAUGUUAAAGGUAAAAGAAUAUUAAUGAGCUUAAAUUAUAAUGAUGUUUUAGCAUGGAAAUUAGAAUUAAAAUAUUCAUAAUAUUAUUCGACAUCUAAAAGAGAUGUAAUAAGUGAACUUAAGGAAAUAAUAGAGAAGGAGAAAAAAUUGAAAGAGUAAUAUGAAAAGAUGAAAAGAUAAAAUUUAAAAUAAUAUUAUAUGUUAGACAUUUAUGAUAGGUAAAAAGAGAAAGCAACAUCAUAACAUUUGUAAUCUUCUGAUAAUGGAUAGCAAUCUAUUCAAAGACUUUAUAGCAUAAAAUAUGAUAUAAAUAUAAGAAAUAGAUUAAAAAGUACUGCUUUAAGAUUGAAAUAAAAAUUUCCAAUAAAAUUAAGUAAAAGAAUUUUUAGUUCUUAAUUGGACUUGGAUAAUUCAAAAAAUGAAAUUCCUAGUAAUAAAUCAUCAAUAACUCGUAAAUCUUAUUUUGAUCAAUAAAGAAAAUAAAGAUUAUUUUUUUAGAGAUUUCCAACUAGAAUAGUUAGAGGUAGUUUAGAUGCAUUUAUGGAAUUUCCAGAAUGGUAAGAAGGUUAAGAAUAUAUUAUAAUAAAUGGUAUAAAAUGGAAUCAUGAUGCAUGCUCAAUUUUAGUUAAUAGAUAAAUUAAUGAAGAUGAGGAAGAUAUAGAAGAUAAUCAAAUUUUAGAUUUGGAUUUCAUGGAUUAAAAUUAUGAACAUUAUAUUAAAAUUAGAGUAAUUUAUUUUUUUAAUGUUUAUAGAAAUAAGAAUUAGAACAAGGAUUUAUCAGAAGACAUAAUAUUUCAAUCCAAAAUAUUUUAUAACAUUUAACAAAGAAUAAAUUAAUUGCCAUACUUAAGUAACUAAAUAAACAUUAAUAUAAUAUUUGGAUCUAAGGAUUUUAUGGCUAUUGGAUUGUUAUUUAAUUUUAGUUGCAUUAAUUAUUGGAGAAAAAGGUGGUAUAAAUUAUAUUCGAUAUGUAUACUAUGAUUAAUUUCUUUAUUCUUUGUUCUGAUGGUUAUUUAAAUUUUGAUUUAGUUAAUUCAAUUAAUUCAGCAAUGACAUUUUUAUUGUUGGGAGAAAUUAUUUUUAAAAUUAUUGGAUAUGGAAUCUAAGAUUUUACUAAAAAAUCUAGCAAUAACUUAGAUACUUUUGUAAUUGUUUUGUGUUUGUUAGAGUAUUUUAUUUCAAUUACUAAGCCUUUUUGGUUGCAAUAAUAUAGUAGUGAAAUUAAAGUAUUAAGAGCAUCAAAGGCGUUUAUGUUAUAUAGAGUCAUUAAAUAUAACAAAUUUAUAGUAAGAAUAAUGAAGAUUGCCUAAUUAACAAUGAAAUCUUAUAUCAACAUUACAUUUUUAAUGUUUUAUGUGAUUUUUAUGUAUGCAAUAAUGGGAUUACAAUUUUUUGUGAAUAAAUUUGAUGAGUCUUAAAGAUUAGCUUAAUUACAUUCAUUUAAUAGUAUAGGAAAAUCAUGGAUGACUGUAUUUAAUACAAUUACAAAUGAUGAUGCAGUUGGUAUGUUAAAAGUGGCUACACAAUAUACAGAUACAUGGGUGGGAUUAUUAUUUUAUAUAUUGAUGGUAUUUGGUUUGAAUUAUUUGAUAUAUGGUUUAGUGAGUGCAGUGUUAUUAGAUGCAUUUUCAUCAGAAUUAGAGAAAGGGAAUCAGUAUGAAGAAAAGAGAGAAAGAAUAUUAUAGAAAUUAGGAAUUCAAGAGAAUAUUAACUAGAAUGAUAUUAAACUAGAUACUUUAUCAUCAUAUAAAAAUGAAAAAGAUGAAAAUGAUGAAAUAUUAAAUGAUAUUAAAAUUUAAUAACAAUAGUUUAUCAAACGAUAGACAUUAAAUAGCAAGAAAAGUAUCUAUUAAUAAGUACCUGAGACAGUUAAGUACAUAUUCAAUAAAUAGAAAUCUAUUGAAAUAUAGUAUUAUAAAGAUAUCGAAUGCGAAUAUUCACUUUUCAUAUUUCAUUUUAAUAAUAAAUUUAGAAAAUUUUGUUAUAGAACAACAAAAUCAAUCAUUUUCAAGUUUUUAUUAAAUAGUUCAAUUUGUUCUUCUGUAACAACUAUGAUCAUAAUAUCAUUUGAUAAUAAUUUACCAUCACUUCAUACUAAUAAUUUAAAUACAUUUUAUGAAUAUCAUUUAUUAGCUGUAAAUCUAAUUAUUGCAAUUACUUAUGUAUUGGAAAUUAUAUCCUAAGGAAUGCUAUUAGAUUAAGGAGCAUUUUGUAGAGAUAUUUGGAGAUUUAUAGAUAUUUUAUAUUUACUUAGUUAUUAUUUGUCUUUUUUGACUUUAUCUCCAUUUUUGAAAUUCUCACUUUACUUAAGUAAAAUUAAAUUAAUUUUAGUUUACCUUCGUCCUUUAAUGAUGAUCAAUAUGUUUGAAAGUAUUUAAGGUAUUAAAAAUGCUAUGAGUUUGAGUUUAGUUUAAAUUCUUAAUAUAAUUGGGGUUAUUUUAUUAGUUUUUUUGAUAUUUGAUGUAAUAGGAAUGCAUUUAUAUUAAAAUAAAAUGGGUUAUUGUGAAGAUUUAAUGAAUUUUAAUAUAAAUAAAGAUUAAUGUUUAUAAGAAAAUAAAACCUGGAUUAUCCAUCCAUAUAAUUUUGAAAAUAUCUUAAAUGGAUUAUUAACAUUAUUUUUAGCUGCAUCUUUAGAUGGAUGGGGUGAAAUUAUGCAAGUAUGUUUUAAUGCAAAUGAUUCCAAAUUUGGUCCAACACCUCUUAAAACAUAAUGGGCAACUUAUUUAUUUUUUAUUUUAUUUAUUUUUAUAGGAGCUAUGUUUUUCAUGGGAUUCUUAACUGGUGUACUCUUUACUGAAUUUUAAAAAUAUACAAAAAAAUUAGAAAAUAAAUAUUUGACAAAUGAUCAAUCAUAAUUUUUGAAAAUAUCAGAACUAAUUUUAAAAUAAAGCCCAGGAUAUAGUAAUCCUCCUAAAACACCUCUUAGAAGAUUAUGUUACAGAAUUGUGUUUAGUUAAUUUUACCAUAAAUUUUUUAUUGUAGUGUUAUGUGUUAAUACUAUUGUAUUGUGUCUUUUUUAUUCAGAUGCUCCUUUACAAUAUAUGGCUAAUUUGAAUAAGACUUAUUAAGUAUUAACAGGUAUAUUUGCUUUCGAUACAAUCAUAAAAUUAAUGGCUUAUGGUCCUAACAGAUAUUUUGGUAUUAAUUUUAUUUAAAUAUUAUUUUAGCCACUAAUUGGAGAGUAAUUGAAUUGUCUCUUUCUUUUAUUGCUGUAGCUGAUUUCAUAUAUGAUAUUUAUUGGGGUUGGUUCACGACCUUCUUAAGUGCUAAUUAAUCUGAUAAAUAUUUCUCUCUCUAUAGAAUUUUGUUUUGCUUAAGAGACACUCGUAUACUUUUGAUUAUUUAAGAAUUUAAAGGACUUUUAAGAUUAUUAAGAGUUCUUUUAUUUUCUAUGCCUUUAUUAUUUAAAAUCUUAUACAUACAAGUAAUUGCUUAAACCACAUAUGCUCUUAUUGGAAAAGAAUUGUUUUCUCAUAUUACUAAUGGAUCAGUUAUUGAUGAUAAAUAUGCAAAUUUUAAGAACUUUAUUAAUUCUGCAUUAUUAAUGUUUAAAUGCACUACAGGUGAUGAUUGGAGAGCUCUGUUAAUUGAUUGUUCUACUCAAAAUUAUUAUUGUAAAAAUGAUUCUAAUUAAUGUGGAUCAUCUUGGGCUUUGCCAUUCUUUCUUUCAUAUUAUUUAUUUUCAAAUAUUAUUAUCAUGAAUCUAUUUGUAUUAGCCUUAGUCGAUUAAUUUGAAAGUAUUUUUAAUUAUUUUAAAUUAGAUUUUUUUAAUGCUUCAACUAAUGCUAUCUAAACAUUUGUUGAAAACAUUGAUCAUUUCUGUAAUGUUUGGUGUAAAUAUACUUAUGAUACUAAAGGAACUAAAAUGCAUACACGUUUUAUUGCAAGAUUUUUGUUAGAUUUAAAAGAACCUUUAGGGGCUCUUUAAGGAGAUAAUGUAUGGGAUGCUGCUAAAAGUGCAUCUAAUUUUAGAAUCAGAUCAAAUAAAUAAGGUUAUGUAUAUUUUAAUGAAUUACUCUAUGAAACUAUUCGAUUUACAUUUAAAGAAAGUGUAUUCAAAACUGGAUCUCUUGUUGGAAGAUCUCAAAUGAAACAAUUUGAUUUAGCAAUGAAAAGAAAGAUGAAAGAAAAUAACAUGAAAUCAGAGUAAUAAUAAGAUUAGGAAUAUUUUUAAGAUGAAUAUAGCUCUAAACAUUAAAACUUCAAUAUUUUAUCAGAAUAUCUAAAUGUAUUGAUAGCUCUUAAGACAUGGGAAGCAUAUACUAUAAAAUUGAUAGAGAAAACAAAAAACCUUAAUGAAUACACAGAAUAAACAAGUUCCUCAGAUAUAGAAAAUAAAGCUUAAAUGCAUAAUGAAGCAUCAUUAUCUAGAUCAUCUUAAAUUAGAUUAGGUUAAAUAAUAGAUCUGGAUGAUUUAAGAGUUUAACGUAAUUAUGGAUAUUUGAAUAUUUACAAGGAAACAUAACAAUAUCAAUAUUACCAGCCAUGUCUCUUAUUAGAGCCUAUUAGUAAAUCAUCAUAAUAAGAAACAACAAUUCAAAGAUCUCCAUCAACACUCCUUGAUAAUAAAAGUAUUAAUUUUUCAAUAGUUAGGAUAGGCAAAUCAGAGGAAGACAUUAAUAAAAAGACAGUCUUCUUUAUUUAAAUAGAAUGUGUAAUCUUUCAAAGAUGUUGUAGAUAAAGUGUUUUGA